Molecule: messenger RNA, 2355 nt
Organism: Rhinocladiella mackenziei CBS 650.93
Lineage: Eukaryota; Fungi; Ascomycota; Eurotiomycetes; Chaetothyriales; Herpotrichiellaceae
Exons: 5
Coding region: 1-2355 (784 amino acids)
Source: RefSeq, a predicted model, not a curated record
AUGAACGCUUCUAAUCAGGAAGCUGGGCAAGGCCAGAAGAGAAUCCCUACAAUCCAAGAGAUGGAAAGUUGGAACGAUGAGCAAUUGCUCGAAUGGAUACGGCAAACACAACCACACAUUUUCCGCCAUAACGAGGACAUUGUGACAUUCAAAGCGGCAAAAAUCAGUGGCUUCGCCUUCUCGAAGUAUGCUGAGGAUCUAGAUUUUUUCAGAGAAAUUCAUUUGCCCCUGGGGGUCUAUAAGGCUCUUGCGGCUCUUGCGAGUGAAUUCAGCAAACAGAACAAUCAACCGAACAAGACGGCGGGCCAAAAGAGGAAAGAGAAUGAAACAGAUUCAUCUACAGAGCCGCCCAUUUCACCAAAAAGACGUCAAAAAUAUGAAGAUGAAGACGAACUGAUCCAAUUAGCCACUGAAGCGAAUAAGCGAAGAAAGGCCAUCAAGAAUAUGAUUACUCAAAUGAACGACGCUCCCGACCAGCAUUCUGAUUCCGUCAAUUCUCUUCCUGGAGCUGUCGAUAAACUUUCCGACCCCACAUUAAAUCACAUACUCGACUUCCCAUUUAUCGAUACUAUACCAGAACGAUUUAAAGAGCCCGAUAUAGCUGAAGGAAAGUGGCUAUAUAUGGGGAGAACGAUGUUCAAAGACUUCCUCCACGAGGUAAAGAAAGUGCGAGAGGAACGGUUUUACCGAAGAUGCUGGCUCUAUGGAACCCAGGGCUUUGGGAAGUCUCACCUUCUAGCCGCCCUCGUCUGCUACUUUGUUGCUCAAGAUGAACGAGUCGUCUAUCUACCGGAUUGUCGAAGCCUGCUCGAUGACCCUGUUUCUUACGUCGUGGCAGCAAUGCUGUUCGCCUGGGCCGACGAUUUCACUACCCAGAAGAAGAUUAUGGCCCUAAACACCGAAGACCAGAUUCGGAAAUUCUUCAAGUCCCAAAAGAAUAAGAACGUCGUAUUUGUCGUUGAUCAAAUAAAUGCUUUGAUGAGUGAUAGCAUUCGAAAUAGGGAGAUGGCCCUGACGCUACAUGACUGGGUGAUCGGUUUCACUUCUUCCCAUAAAGCAAUCCUCAGUUCUUCUGCAAAUUGUACGAACGACCUGAAAGUGUUUAACUGUCAGAACUCGGACUGGGUGGUACCCGCCUACGGCGGUUUCACUAAGACGGAAAUGGAGCAGUGGUGGAAGCAGCAUGAAGGUAUUGAUAAGAGAGGGUAUUCCGAGAACGAUGUUGAAGACUUUACCGGCUGCAUCCCGCUGCUCUUGAAGCAAUGCGUGAAGGAUGGAAAGAUUAAUUUGACAACCACCGAAUUGCGCCAAAUCUAUGGCAAUUCAGUGGGUUUUACGCAGCUAGUUAAGUCUACUGCUACGGAUACUAAUUGGGAGUGGUAUUGCGACUACGUGAAAGCUUGCGUCCGUAACGAGCCUGUACCAGAUGAAUGGAGGCAAUUCCUCGAACUCAUCGACCAUCGGUACUUUUAUCGCGAUGAGGACGACAUUGGACGGUAUACCUGUGGUUUAGUUCGUGACGCGGUAACAAAUAAGCUUCUCGAGUUGGAUGUUACUUUUAUCGACAUCAACUUUCUGAAUUCAUUGCCCCACUUUAUCCACAAUCGAUCUGUCGUCGGGUUUAUGAUGGAAUACGCCAUCCUCGCAUCCAUCCGGUCGCAAGGUUUAAGGGUUGGUGAGUGGGGUAGUAAAGGUAUGGAGUUAAGCUUCUUUCAGACUCAACCCGUUAUUCAGUCCGAUAUCCGCGAUUAUCCGGUACUUUAUCGCCCUCGACAGACCAAUUACAAGACGAUAGAUGGAAUGAUUGUCUUUAUUAAGGACCCCAAAAGAACCGCGAAAAGAAAAAGACCGAUAUUACUUCUCUUUCCCCUCCAGAUUACAGUGGCCAAAACCCACUCGAAUUCUUAUCGGGGAUUCUUGGAUGAAUACCGUCAGUGGGCCGAGCAACAACUAUCGACGUUCGACAUUAAAUUAGAAUUCCUCUGGAUCACCCCAAAGAAGCGCGACGUCAUAUCACACCCACCCGAUUCACCGUGGCCUAGACAUCAAGAGCGUUAUAUUCCUUUCUCGGAGGUUAGCACAGACAUCUGGAUUAAGUACCGAAGAGCAGAGAAAUCCAAAAAGAAAGAAGGCCGUGAAAGGGGGGGAGACAAUAAAAAGAAAGCCGAAGAAGAAGCGAAUGAAGAAGAAUCGAAUGAAGAAGAAGCGGAUGAAGAAGUGGAUAAAGAAGAAUCGAAUGAAGAAGAAGCGGAAGAGGAAGCGGAAGAGGAAGAAGUCGAAGAAGACCAAAGAAGUGGACGCAUAACACGGUCUAAAGCAAAGCGAUCGAGGGCAAAGCGAUCUCGAGCGCGCUAA